CGACGACGUAGUCUGGUACUCACCGGGUCCCAAUACCUGCUGUCGCGUGACGCCUCCUCUCCCAAGCCACUUCAUUUUCACUUUAGCAUCGUCAUGAUCCAAGCGAUUGAGACUGCAGCUACCUUCUUGGACUCUAUUGUGCCAUUGACGAUCGCGGACCCCGAGGGACUGCAACUCAUUGGCAUCGUUGCGCGCGUCACUACCGGCAACCACCACUUUGUCUCGGUCGACGCAACCACCGGCGACGUCCGCGCCUGUGCCAUUGUCACCAGCCGCGGGCUCAUCAUGUGCCCGACCAUGGAUGCUGCCGACGCCCAUGCGCUUGGCCUCCUCGUCGCCUCGACCGUACCCGAUUUGAUUCCCGAGGCACGGGGGCCGAAAGCUAGCCUCCCAGCCUUCCUCGACGGCUACACCUCCAAGCACGUGACGGCCAAGGUGACGCCCCACCACCACUUGCUGCUCUACGUGCUCAACCCGGCGGCGCUGCCGACGAACGUCAACGUCAUUGGUGGUCGGACGAUUGCCGGUGCCGCGGCGCUGGCGACAGCGGAGCACAAGUCGUUGCUUCUUGCGUUCAUGACGCGCUUUUACGACGAGGUCGGCGAGCCGUCGACGCCAAGUGCGAUCGAAGCCAGCCUCGACGCGCAGAUGGCACGCCACGGCAUGUACGUCUGGCUCGUCGACGGCGAUGUCGUGGCCUGCGCCGGGCACUCGGCCCCUGUGCCUGCCCCCGAUGGAUCCUUUGCGUUGCAUCGCAUCAUGACGGUGUUCACGCCGGAAGCGCAUCGGGGCAACGGGUAUGCGUCAGCGCUGACGGCGAGCAUUUGCCACGCGCUGUUGGCUCUGCGUGACGGACCGCCAAGCCGCCUCAUGCUCUUUGCGGACGCGACUGUCGCCGCGGCCAACAAGGCGUACCAACGCAUUGGUUUCGUUCAAAAGAGUGAGAUGAUCACCGCGCGUGUCGAAACGACCGAGGCAUAAAACAGAGUUUAUACAGUGUUUCCAC
Messenger RNA from Saprolegnia parasitica CBS 223.65, 1006 nucleotides. RefSeq lists its product as hypothetical. The record is from RefSeq and is a predicted model, not a curated record. Gene Ontology annotation, molecular function: acyltransferase activity, transferring groups other than amino-acyl groups. The transcript is spliced from 2 exons. The coding region runs from base 94 to 981 and encodes 295 amino acids. NCBI's taxonomy places the organism in Eukaryota, Oomycota, Saprolegniomycetes, Saprolegniales, Saprolegniaceae.